GAGGUGGGGGGGGCAGGUCUGCAGUGCCGCUUCCCCUGGUACCCGGAGCAGUCGGCGCUGCCGCCUCUGCACGGUGGCCAGACCCCCGCCCUCACCCGGGACUCCCUUACCCGGGGAAGCCCGCUCAGGUGUCCGGAGGCUCCAGCUAGAGAAGUCAGCAGCCCUUUCUAGAAUACCCUGGCUCCCCAGCCGAGCCUCACCAACCUGGCUCCCCCUCCCUCUCCUACCCCCUUGCCGCCCCCUUCCCUUCCUCUCUCACCCUGCUGAACUGGGUGGGCACCAAACAUCUUCCCCUCCUCCCCUGCCCCUUGUGGACUCACGGGCCAACACCAAAGAUUCUGGAUACAUUUCUUCAGAUAGACUCGGGGGAAGGAGGGGGGAGGGGGGGUCUUCUUGACCACCAGUCCUUGAACAAAAGAUCUUAAAAAAAAAAAAAAAAAGCAGCAGCAGCAGCAGAGAGGGCCAGGCCCCAUCAUGGAAGAGGGCUUCCGAGACCGGGCAGCUUUCAUCCGCGGGGCCAAGGACAUCGCCAAGGAGGUCAAGAAGCAUGCGGCCAAGAAGGUGGUGAAGGGCCUGGAUAGGGUCCAGGACGAGUACUCCCGCCGGUCCUAUUCCCGCUUCGAGGAGGAGGACGACGACGACGACGACUUCCCGGCCCCGGCCGACGGCUACUACCGCGGGGAAGGGGCGCAGGACGAGGAGGAAGGGGGCGCGUCCAGCGAUGCCACCGAGGGCCACGACGAGGACGAUGAGAUCUACGAAGGGGAAUACCAGGGCAUCCCCCGGGCAGAGUCUGCGGGCAAGGGCGAGCGCAUGGCAGACGGGGCGCCCCUGGCUGGAGCGCGGGGGGCCCUGGGUGACGGCGAGGGUCCCCCUGGGGGCCGCGGGGAGGCGCAGCGGCGGAAAGAGCGCGAAGAGCUGGCCCAGCAGUACGAGACCAUCCUGCGGGAGUGCGGCCACGGCCGCUUCCAGUGGACGCUCUAUUUCGUGCUGGGCCUGGCGCUGAUGGCCGACGGGGUUGAGGUGUUCGUGGUGGGCUUCGUGCUGCCCAGUGCUGAGAAGGACAUGUGCCUGUCCGACUCCAACAAGGGCAUGCUGGGCCUCAUAGUGUACCUGGGCAUGAUGGUGGGAGCCUUCCUGUGGGGAGGCCUGGCUGAUCGGCUGGGUCGGAGGCAGUGUCUGCUCAUCUCACUCUCGGUCAACAGCGUCUUCGCUUUCUUCUCAUCCUUCGUCCAGGGAUAUGGCACUUUUCUCUUCUGUCGCCUCCUUUCUGGGGUCGGGAUUGGAGGAUCCAUUCCCAUUGUCUUCUCCUAUUUCUCGGAGUUCCUGGCCCAGGAGAAACGUGGGGAGCAUUUGAGCUGGCUCUGUAUGUUUUGGAUGAUUGGUGGAGUGUAUGCAGCUGCUAUGGCCUGGGCCAUCAUCCCCCACUAUGGGUGGAGUUUUCAGAUGGGAUCUGCUUACCAGUUCCAUAGCUGGAGGGUCUUUGUUCUCGUCUGCGCCUUUCCUUCCGUGUUUGCCAUCGGGGCUCUGACCACACAGCCCGAGAGCCCCCGCUUCUUCCUGGAGAAUGGGAAGCAUGAUGAGGCCUGGAUGGUGCUGAAGCAAGUUCAUGACACCAACAUGAGAGCCAAGGGGCAUCCUGAGAGAGUCUUCUCAGUAACCCACAUUAAAACGAUUCAUCAGGAGGAUGAGCUGAUUGAGAUUCAGUCAGACACAGGGACCUGGUACCAGCGCUGGGGGGUCCGGGCCUUGAGCCUGGGGGGACAGGUUUGGGGGAACUUCCUGUCCUGUUUUAAUCCAGAAUAUCGACGCAUCACUCUGAUGAUGAUGGGUGUAUGGUUCACCAUGUCAUUCAGCUACUACGGCCUGACCGUGUGGUUCCCCGACAUGAUCCGCCACCUGCAGGCGGUGGACUACGCGGCGCGCACCAAGGUGUUCCCGGGGGAGCGCGUGGAGCACGUGACUUUCAACUUCACGCUGGAGAAUCAGAUCCACCGAGGGGGGCAGUACUUCAAUGACAAGUUCAUUGGGCUGCGUCUGAAGUCCGUGUCCUUUGAGGAUUCCCUCUUCGAGGAGUGCUAUUUUGAGGAUGUCACGUCCAGCAACACGUUCUUCCGCAACUGCACCUUCAUCAGCACUGUCUUCUACAACACGGACCUGUUUGAGUACAAGUUUGUGAACAGCCGGCUGGUAAACAGCACAUUCCUGCAUAACAAGGAGGGCUGCCCGCUAGAUGUGACAGGGACAGGCGAAGGUGCCUACAUGGUCUACUUUGUCAGCUUCCUGGGGACACUGGCAGUGCUUCCUGGGAAUAUCGUGUCUGCGCUGCUCAUGGACAAGAUUGGCAGGCUCAGGAUGCUCGCUGGCUCCAGCGUGAUGUCGUGCGUCUCCUGCUUCUUCUUGUCCUUUGGGAAUAGCGAGUCGGCCAUGAUUGCUCUGCUCUGUCUUUUCGGGGGGGUCAGCAUUGCGUCCUGGAACGCGCUGGAUGUGUUGACUGUCGAACUCUAUCCUUCGGACAAAAGGACCACAGCCUUUGGCUUCCUAAACGCCCUGUGUAAGCUGGCCGCCGUGCUGGGAAUCAGCAUCUUCACGUCCUUUGUGGGGAUCACCAAGGCCGCCCCUAUCCUCUUUGCCUCAGCUGCCCUCGCCCUCGGCAGCUCUCUGGCCCUGAAGCUGCCCGAGACCAGGGGGCAGGUGCUGCAGUGAGGGGGGUCUCUGGGGCUCUGGAGUUGGCAGGCACACUGUGAGACCAAUAACUCCUUUCUACCCUUCCCAGCCCUGCCAUCCUGGCCCUCAGAGCCUCACUCCCGUUUGGUGUUUUAGCUGUGUAUGCGUGUGUGUGCAUGUGUGUGACCCCUCCUCCCCCCAACAUGGGCAGGGACUACAGGGAAGGCCCCUGCAUUCCAGUUUGGGGAUGGCGUUCCCCACCUCCUAUCACUCGACUUUGCACAAGGAGAAGGUUGAGAUCCUUCUCUCCCCUGGUGUUAGUGAGGGUCCUUGCUGCCCUGCUCCAGGGUUCCAGAACUGGCUUCCUGCUUUCCUUCCGUUCCUAGGCCCUGGUGAAACCACAGGUAUGGUUGUGUUGGGGGCCGGGGCUUGGUGCAGACCAUGGACCAAAAUAAAUUGUCAGGAGGGCCCUUGGGUGCUCUCUAACCUCCCAAGGGUGCUGGGGGAGUAGCAAUAAACCUCAGAUCCCUGGCCUCCACUUACCCAAGUCAGGCUUCAAGCAUGAAGCCUGGAUUUUAUUAAGUUAGCUUUCUGAUUAUUUAUAUUCUUUUAAGUUCGGAGGCAGCUCAUCAGGACUGUGUGGGUAUGUGCCACGGGGUAGGGGUACCACUAUACAGUCCUAACAUAUAAGCCAAGGGUAGUUUUAGCAGACACACACACCCUGCUUCUCAUAGUACCUCCUGGAAUUUUGUAUCAUUGUUGGGCCUAGGAGAGAGGAGCCCUAGGUCAGGCUAGGGGAAAGAGUCCUACCUUUGGGGGGGGCCCAGAGGACACCUCACCAGACCUCUCUCCUUCCUCUUUGAGAGGCUACACCUGCCCACCAGAGCACAGCCAGGGGCCUCCUCACAGGCCUCUGGAAAGGAAAAGUGCCAGGCAGGUGGUCGGAUGAGCAGGUUUAAAAGCACAAGGAGAUGAGGGGCUGGGGCAGGAAAGCAGGGGCUCUCUUGGCAACUCCUCUAGAAGCAGGGGCAGCGAGGGAGGGACGGCUAAAACGCAGGGACCAGAAGCCUCAGUUCCGCCACCUCGCCCUUCCUCACAAUAAUAGCCUCUGUAGGUUCAACUGCCCCUGUCCCACCGUACUCUGUGUGGCCGCUUUCUUUGGUGCCCUCCUCUACCCCACUGUAGCUGUGAUGUGUUCUAGUUUUUAGCUGUUUGUAUAAUGUUAAAAAAAAAACAACACGUGAAAAUAGCCACAAAAAAAAAAAUAAUACAAAUU
Jaculus jaculus (lesser Egyptian jerboa) is the source of this 3943-nucleotide messenger RNA. It is a transcript of the gene Sv2a, whose product is annotated as synaptic vesicle glycoprotein 2A. Gene Ontology annotation, cellular component: membrane. The coding region runs from base 475 to 2706 and encodes 743 amino acids. Gene Ontology annotation, molecular function: transmembrane transporter activity. The transcript is spliced from 13 exons. Gene Ontology annotation, biological process: transmembrane transport; chemical synaptic transmission. The record is from RefSeq and is a predicted model, not a curated record. Lineage: Eukaryota; Metazoa; Chordata; Mammalia; Rodentia; Dipodidae.